CAAGGUCUAUAAGGUCCUCGCCGCGAAGGCAUCCGUGCCAACCUAGCUCAGGUCGACCCCCUUCUUCGCUCGUACCAAGGUCUCGGUCUCGCCGCGAAGCAUGUCUGCGAGCUGGAAGCUUUUCUGGAGGCAGUUCGCCGCGCUCGUGUGGAAGAACUGGAUCGUGCUGUCGAAGCACCCAUGGUUGAACGUGUUGCGAUGCGUGCUGCUUCCCAUCGGAUACGGCGUGUUCCUCGCGGUAGCACAGCUGUUCCUGACGAAGCCCAAUAACUACGGGCUAGGAACCGCAGUGGCCGUUCCGCGUUUGACCGACCAGUACGAUGGAUCCAUUGCUCUCGUCUGGGCGGACAGUACCGAUGGCACAGGGUCGCCGUCGGCUCAGGAAAUCAUGUCCUAUAUCGCGAGCGGAUUCAACUCGAGGCAGUCAGGUAACUUUCAAAAGGUAGCUUCCGCAGGUGACAUCCCCCCGACAUGCCCAGAGAACUUCAAUGGGUUCUCGGAGUGUUACGCCGCGGUUGUGUUUAACAACCUACCGAGCAACAGCAGCACCUCUCCAAGUUCGGCGAACGCAAGCGCGCUUCAGGCGUACAACUAUACCAUUCGGGCGGAUAGCGGUCUAUACUACAUCAAUGUGGCCAAGCACACGAGUAGCUAUGAGGAGCGCGUUCUCCCCUUACAAUGGGCGAUCGACAGCGCGAUCAUCGAGCUGACAACAGGUCAAACACCGGAGACGCCGAUAGAGUGGCCUUUUACUCAGGAGACCAACACCGAGCAAUACACGGAUAUCCGGCUGAGCUACAUCCGCGGUCUGCGGACGCUGCUCGUGCUCGCUCUGUUCAUCUGCUACAUCGGAAUCGCGUACCAGCUUCCGGGCUCCUUCAUGGGCGAGCGCGCGAACCUGCUCACGAGCCAUCUGCAGGCGAUGGGGCUCAUGGACUCGGCGCGGAUCCUCUCCUGGCACGUCAGCACCUCGCUCGUAUACCUCCCCGCGUGGAUCGUGGUUGCGCUCAUCUGGCACUACCGCAUUUUCAGCGCGACGAAUGCAGGGCUCGUGCUCGUCGUGCACCUCCUGCUGGGCUUCACCCUCGCGAGCUGGUCCUUCUUCGUGUCCGCGCCGUUCGGGAAGAGUCCGCAGCUCGCCGCCAUUGCGUCGACGGUACUGGCCAUCGUGUUUGCGAUAUUGGCAUUGGUGGAUGGGCAUGCGGGCACGGGUGCGGCGUUCUUCUACACGCUGUUCUUCCCCCCUGGGUUCUAUAUCUUUGCCAUUCGGUGUAUGUGUGGGUUUGAGCUUCAGCAGGUUGGGACGAACAUCAUCAAGCCGGACCCGGACAACCAAUUGGUCUUGCUGCCUCUGAUCUUCGCUGCUAUCAUUGACAUCUUCCUGUGGCCGUGGCUCGCGAUCCUACUGGAGCGUCGUCUGUACGAUGCACGCAAUCCAUCCACAUUCUCCUGGCGUUUCUGGAGGAAGAAGACAGCGGCGCAGGAAGAGGGUGUUCAGCAGGUCCCGCCUGGUAUCGCCAUCUCUAUCAAGAAUCUUGGCAAGGACUUCAGGACGUCGAUGUUCAAGAAAGGCGGAGGGUUGGUCACAGCCGUCGCGGAUCUCAGUUUGGAAAUACCAAAGACAGGUAUCUUCGUGUUGCUCGGAUCGAAUGGUGCUGGAAAGUCGACAACAAUGUCAGUCCUUGCAGGUCUCAUCGGCCGCACGCGUGGUUCAGUCACCUUUGAAGGUGGAACGGAGCGCCCGCCGCUCGGGACUAUCGGCCUGGUCCCGCAAAAGAAUGUCUUGUUCCCAGAGCUGACCUGCUACCAGACAUUGAAAGUCUGGAAGGCCAUCAAGCCGCCGAUGAAUGAGAACGGCCCGGAUGAGGAGGACAUUGAGCAACUCCUGCGCGAUUGCGAUCUGGGCAAGAAGAUCCAUUACAAUGCAAUUGCGCUGAGCGGUGGUCAGAAGAGGAAGCUGCAGUUAGCGAUUGGAUUGGUUGGAGGAUCGAGGAUCUUGCUGGUUGAUGAGUGCACAUCUGGUGUAGACCCGCUGUCUCGUCGGGCGCUUUGGAGGACACUCACGUCUGUUCGUCACGAAAGGACAGUAGUUUUCACUACGCAUUUCCUCGAUGAAGCAGAUUUACUCGCAGACACUAUUGCGGUCCUCGCCGCACCCGGAAAGCUCGUUGCACAGGGUACACCAGUGGCGCUCAAGUCGCAUUAUGGUCAAGGCUAUACUGUGCAAGUCACCUUGAACACUCCUGUAGACACGCAGGAGAAGUCGCCAACGGACCCAGCAGAGGUACUCGAGCGCAUACGGCCGCUCGUUCCAGGCGCCUACGUAACCGCCGCCGCACCUGGGGAAGCCACCUACCACUUGAAUGCCAAGGACCCAAGCACUGUUCACAAGGUACUCGACGUGAUGGAAGGGGAACGCGAGGCAGGCAAGCUGGCCUCGUACUCCGUGCUUAGUACCUCCAUUGAGGACAUCUUCUUGGGGCUCAUGCAUGCCAACAACGCCGGGACGCCGGAAUCGUCGGAGCGUUCAUCGUCGGCCUCGCCUUCGCCUGUCCCAGGCGAGCAUGACAAGGUCGAGAAGACGACGGGGUCCGCGCUGCUACCCGUGCUCUCCCAUGGCAAUGCUCCCGUACUGGAGCUAACCACUGGGCGCAAGAGGUCCCCUCUGAGCCAGGCGCUUACCAUCUUCCAUAAGCGUGCUAUGAUUGCCCGCCGCAGCUGGUUGACACCAUUGCUCGCAGUCUUAGUCGCCAUCGGAGGCUCCUGCGUCCCGCUGUUCUUCAUCGCAGGUCGGGCGCGUCCAGCGUGUGUCCAGACGUACCAUAAUGCCAUUCCUAUCCCGUUGUAUGCGCCGGAGUCUCCCAUCGUUUUGGCAGGUGCCAACUACACAGUCCCGGGCGAGCAGAUCCUCCAGUCGCCUCCUGGCCUGCUAUCUUCGCUCGGCUCGACGAUGGAGUUGGUGCCCGUCAGGAACAUCUCGGACAACUCGACGUUCGUCAGCACCAUCAACCAGAACUACCAGAACUUGUCUCUAGGUGGCGUGUCCAUGGACCUUGAUACGGGCUCUAUGCUCUUUGCGUGGGAGGCAACGCCUCCGGGGUAUACUGGUCUAGUGAUGCUCAACCUGGCCUCAAACUUGGUGUAUAACCAUGCUUUGAACAGCUCAGGCGCGAGGCUCGCCGUGCCGAGAGUCAUCGCGACGAACUUCGAGAAUCUCGUCGGAUUCAAUGCGGGGACAUUAGUCGCUCUGAAGUGGCUUGCGUUCUAUGGAGCUGCUAUGUCUGUUUUCCCUGCGUUCUUCUCGCUCUAUGUUUCGAAGGAGCGGCGGUCGGCAGUCCAGGCCAUGCAGUUGUCGAACGGGUUGGCCAACCCGGUUGGUCUGUGGCUGGGCCAUCUUAUGUUCGACACCUGCUUCUCCAUCGUGAUUGCGAGUGUCAUUAUAAUUGUUUUCGCUGUCGCUUCGAAUCAAUUCGCUGGUCUUGGAUUCUUUUGGGUGGUUCUUGUGCUAUAUGGCAUCGUUGGCGCGUUGUUUUCAUACUGCGUCUCUUUGGCGGUCACCUCGCCCCUGGCAGCAUUUGCAGCGUCGGCAGGUUAUCAAGUGAUCAUGUUCAUCCUCUACUUCGCGGCGUUCCUUCUGACCCUCACCUACGCGAAGACGUCGGCGGAUAAUGCUGAUCUAAAACUUAUUCACUUCACGAUGGCUAUCGCGUCACCCGUAGCUAACGCUCUACAAGCGGCAUUCGUAUCUGUCAAUCUUUUCUCCCUGCUCUGCGACAAUAAUGAGCCCGCUACGACAACUUCCAUGGGGAUGAUGUCUCGGUUCGGUGGGCCCAUCGUCUAUUUGAUUGUCUACGCAUUUGUGCUCUUCGGGAUACUAGUCUGGGUAGACUCCGGCUCGGUCCUUCCACGGCGCUUCAAUUCGUCGAAGAAGCGACUACGUACAUUGCACACGGAUGCUCCAGCGUCUGUUCUCGCCGGGCGCAAGGAUGUAGACGAUGAGGGGGCGGCAGUGGCAGCGUCUAACGAUGCGCUCCGGGUCCUCAAUGUGGUCAAAGCAUUUGGGUCAAGCGACAACAGGGUUGUGGACAACGUCAGCUUCGGAGUAUCGCAAGACACAGUUUUCGCUCUCCUUGGCCCAAAUGGCGCCGGCAAGACAACAACGUUUAACAUGAUCCGUGGCGACGUCAUCCCGGACGAGGGCGAUGUCCUCAUCAACGGCGUUUCUGUGGUCCACCACCCGCGCUCCGCCCGUCUCUCACUGGGAGUCUGUCCGCAGUUCACCGCCAUCGACUCCGAGCUGACCGUGGAGGAGCAUUUGAUCGUAUAUGGCCGCCUGAAGGGGCUGUACCGUGGCGAGGAGCUCACUCGGAACGUUCAAGCGUUGAUGCGCGCGACGUCGUUGGAUAUUUAUGCGGGCCGCCUGGCUGUACGGCUGUCGGGUGGAAAUCAGCGCAAGCUGGCGUUGGCCAUCGCGCUCAUAGGGAACCCCUCUGUCGUGCUCAUCGAUGAGUUCUCUACGGGUAUUGACGCUAAGAUGAAACGUGAGAUGUGGGGUACGCUCAGGACAGUCGCAGUGGGCAAGGCUAUUGUCAUCACGACACACUCCAUGGAGGAAGCAUCUGCACUGGCCAACAAAGUCGGCAUAUUGGCGAAGAAGAUGCUAGCCGUGGGCACAACUGAUGCAUUGGCUGAACGGUAUGCCACCUACGAGGUCCAUUUCUCUUGCCGGACGCGCGAGGAGGUCGUCCGGGCACAGGAGCUCAUGACGCAAAUUCCUGGAGCGCGCAUGGCAGAUGACGUCGCAACACGCUUCGAAGUGCCGCUCGGGACGGAUAUGUCCCUUGCGCGACUCUUCGGGCUACUCUCAUCGCAAGAGGACUUCGCGGAGUUCACCGUAGAAAGAGCGGGUCUCGAGAGCGUGUUCUUGAAGGUCAUUAGAGAGAAUGACGUGCUCGAGGAGGACCGCUCGACGCCUAGGCGGAGGUGGUGGAGGACUUGCUGAUAGUAGCAUGUCGUUGAAGACGUGGGACGCUGGAUUCUUUCUACCUAUUUCAGUCAAGUAGAGCCAACCGGAAGGACAUAAUAGAGUACAUAAGUACAUAUGCACUGCUUAGAUCGGACUGUGACACUACAUGGUAGACAACCGGACUGUACACCAUCCAUACAUUUUUGUUGCUAUCACCACGCGCAUAAGUAUAUCGAUAGCGUAUUGUAUAUGUACAUAGGUGAUGUCAUUGACAAAUGCAUAUUCCUGCGUGGUGCUAGUGCAUCGAAUACA
This is a messenger RNA of Rhodofomes roseus, 5278 nucleotides long. RefSeq lists its product as uncharacterized. Gene Ontology annotation, biological process: lipid transport; transmembrane transport. Gene Ontology annotation, molecular function: ATP binding; lipid carrier activity; ATP hydrolysis activity. Bases 101 to 5002 code for a protein of 1633 amino acids. The transcript is spliced from 18 exons. NCBI's taxonomy places the organism in Eukaryota, Fungi, Basidiomycota, Agaricomycetes, Polyporales, Fomitopsidaceae. Gene Ontology annotation, cellular component: intracellular membrane-bounded organelle; membrane. The record is from RefSeq and is a predicted model, not a curated record.